AGUCCAACUACCGUUUCUCCACCAACAAGGGAGGAUCUGGGCCUGUGGCAGGACGGCAAUAAAAGGAGGAAUUCUAGUGCUACGCUAAACUGAUAGAAAAAAAUUUUCAAACCUCAACCACCCCCGGAAGAACCUUCGGGGUGUCAAGAGUACUACAGUCCGAAACAUAGAUGGUUCUAUUAAUAACAUCAAAGAAGAUGAUGAAGAUGAUGUAGUGGAUUUGGCAGCUAAUUCACUCUUAAACAAGUUAAUCCGUCAGUCCUUAGUAGAAUCCAGUCACCGUGUGGAAGUUUUACAGAAGGAUCCCAGCUCUCCACUUUACUCAGUGAAGACAUUUGAAGAGCUGCGGCUAAAGGAAGAGUUACUGAAAGGAAUCUAUGCAAUGGGAUUUAAUAGGCCAUCCAAAAUCCAAGAGAUGGCUCUCCCUAUGAUGCUGGCACAUCCACCCCAGAACCUCAUAGCACAGAGCCAGUCUGGAACAGGAAAGACAGCGGCAUUUGUGUUGGCAAUGUUAAGCAGAGUUAAUGCCUUGGAAUUGUUCCCACAGUGCCUCUGCCUAGCUCCUACUUAUGAAUUGGCUCUGCAAACUGGCCGUGUGGUUGAGCAGAUGGGAAAAUUUUGUGUGGAUGUUCAAGUGAUGUAUGCCAUUCGAGGGAAUCGAAUUCCCAGAGGCACCGACAUCACUCAACAGAUUAUAAUUGGCACUCCUGGGACUGUCCUAGAUUGGUGUUUUAAACUAAAAUUGAUUGAUUUGACUAAGAUUCGUGUGUUUGUCCUGGAUGAAGCAGAUGUGAUGAUUGACACUCAAGGAUUCUCAGAUCAUAGUAUUCGUAUUCAAAGAGCUCUACCCUCCGAAUGCCAAAUGCUCCUCUUUUCAGCAACCUUUGAGGACUCCGUGUGGCACUUUGCUGAACGAAUCAUCCCUGACCCUAAUGUUAUCAAGUUACGCAAAGAGGAGCUUACCUUGAACAACAUCCGGCAAUAUUACGUGUUGUGUGAGCACAGGAAAGACAAAUACCAAGCUCUGUGCAACAUUUAUGGCAGCAUCACCAUUGGCCAGGCCAUCAUCUUCUGCCAGACUCGUCGAAACGCUAAGUGGUUGACCGUGGAGAUGAUACAGGAUGGCCACCAGGUGUCUUUGUUGAGCGGAGAACUGACCGUGGAGCAGCGAGCUUCCAUCAUUCAGCGGUUUCGGGAUGGGAAAGAGAAGGUUCUCAUAACAACCAAUGUUUGCGCUCGAGGGAUUGAUGUGAAGCAGGUCACGAUUGUUGUGAACUUUGAUCUCCCUGUAAAACAAGGAGAGGAGCCAGACUAUGAGACCUACCUCCACCGCAUAGGGCGGACAGGGCGCUUUGGGAAGAAGGGCCUUGCCUUCAACAUGAUUGAAGUGGAUAAGCUGCCCUCGCUCAUGAAAAUCCAGGACCACUUUAACAGCAGUAUUAAACAACUCAACGCGGAAGACAUGGAUGAAAUUGAAAAGAUUGACUAUUGAAGAAAGAACUUUAUUGUUUGUGCAAUAUCCUAGUUUAUGUGAGAACAUCUCAGUGGGUUUUGAAGGUAGUUUUUUUAUGUUGGGCUUUUUCGACAUGAAACUGUCACAGAUGGCAAAAUAAAUGUCACUGUACUUAGUGUUAAGACAUGAGGUCUUUUUGAAACCAAAUUGAUGUGAAGCUUGUGAUCCUUUUGAAUAAAAAAAAAAAGCAAGAUUAUUUCUUAUUCUAAUCUUUGUACAGGUAAUAUCUCAGUGUGGGCUACUGUGUGUUUUUGGAUUUGGUUUUUACAAUCUGAGCAGAUCGUGCCUCUCGGGAGCAUCUUACUGUGUCACGAGAGGGCGGUAGAGCUUCGCUGAUUUUGGAAGCUGAGCGGGUAGGAGACAGCCCUGUGUCUUCAGACCUUGUUCACAGGUGCCCUUUCCAGCCAUGUGUGCCUCUCCGCGCUCCUCACCUUAAACUCCCCCAUGCAUGCACGUGCAUGUUCUUAAGUGAAAGUACAGAUUAAAACUUUUAAAAAGUGAAACCAUUAGGAAGAAAGACUAUUUUGCUUCUUUAAUGUUUCAAGGGACAUACAGAAUUUCAGAAUAUUUUUCUAUUUUGCUUCUUACUGUCUUCAAAUUAGAGAAGAUUUCUCCCUCAUCAUUUAUGUUAUGGUCUCUAAAAGUGUGGCUUUAUUAUGGGCAUUUCUUAAAAGCAGUCGGUGGAGGGUAAAAAAAAAAAACCCACAUACCUUAUUAAAGAAGUAACAUUUCAGAGAGCAAAAAUUUUUUUUGUUUUUAAGCAUUUAAAGGUAUAUCUGAGAAUCCUGGACAUUUUUCCACAAGUCCCAUUGAGAUACGUUUUAAUUUUUCGUAUUUCCUACUCAAAAGUAAAGUGUAGUGAGCUUGAGAAAAUGGGGUAAAUAGAGAGCCUCCCAGAAAGCUGGAGCAGAUCUCGCAGCCAGAGCGCUGAUACCAGCUCUGUCACGGCACCGGACUGCACCAGUGGCUGCAGUGAGCGCCCCUGUCACCGGUGGGAUGCUGGUUCCUGGCAUAUCUAUUUUCAUAUUCCUCUUCCAUGUCACCCUGCCCGUGUUUUCCCCCAGAGGGCAGGGCUCAGAAAUACAUAAAAAUCAUCAAGUGGCUGGGUGCAAUGGCUCACACCUGUAAUCCUAGCACUUUGGGAGGUCAAGGUGGGCAGAUCACGAGGUCAGGAGUUCAAGACCAGCCUUACCAACAUGGUAAAACCCCUUCUCUACUAAAAAUACAAAAAUUAGCCAGGGGUGGUGGUGCGUGCCUGUAAUCCCAGCUAUACAGGAGCCUGAGGCAGGAGAAUUGCUUGAACCUGGGAGGCUGAGGUUGCAGUAAGCCAAGAUCAUGCCACUGCACUCUAGCCUGGGCGACAAAGUAAGACUCUGUCUCAAAAAAAAGAAAAAAAAAUGCUCCUUCAUUUAGCAACAGAUAUUUAUUGUGUACCCUUUAUGCUACACACCAGGGAAAAGGAGGUGAGUGAGAUACAACUGCCAUGUUGGAAUUCAGAGCCUAAUGGCAGAGACCUAGAAUAAGCCAGCAUGAUAACAGACUGUGCAAAAGCAAGCGGGCCCAGGUCACUAGUGUAGCACAGAGGAGGGACCCUAAUACCAUCUAGGCCAGCUUCGAGAGGAGAGGACACUCAGGAUCUACUACAGGAGAGCAGGAUGUCUUCAACUAUGCCUUCUCAGCAUGGACUUCCCAGCAACUUUCUAACCUGAGUCUAUGAGAGGAAGUGUUCCAGACGCAGCUCAUCAUAAUUACCUGGAGAGCCCGGGGAACAAAAUACAGAUUUCCUUCCCCAUGCAGAUGAAACCAGACUCUCCGAGGGCAGAGCCCAGAAAUACCCACUUCCAUAAGGGAGCCGCAAGCACAGGUAGAGCAGUGGUACUGAAGACGGCUGUCCCAGGGGAGACCCUCAGGCAGAAAGGCCCUCGGGGACAAAACUUGUCAGACGUGGAACUCCUGCUGCUCGGUGUCCAUCCUGGUUCUCCUUAUCCUACAUCUGCCCUCCUCUCUGGACUGGAAGCUGGUGAUCACUCUUGUCCACUCAAUACCCCUAACACAGUGCCCAGGGCAUCCUAGGCGUCCAAGGAACUUUUGUCUUUGUGGAGUAAAUUUUUUUUUUCUUUUGCCACUUCCUCAUUCACUAAUAAUUUUUUUGAGGUUUUCCUUCCUAGUUUUGAACCCCGAUUAUAUGGCACACGAUGAACGAGCAUGGUAAGUGUGUCCAGAUACUUUGUUCUCUUACUAUUCGAGAAUCGAGUUGGACUUUCCACCAUGCUCAGCUCAGCCUUGGGGUGUCCCAAAUAAAACUUUACCACUUCCCUUUCCAGUUCAAACUCUGGUAAGAUCUCCACCAGUUACCCUCAUGAGUGUCCUCAGUAAUUUCUGUUUGACAGCUGUUCCUACGGGUCUGCAUGCACUGGGCAUUUUUCUGCGUUCCCCUUUGCCCCCUCCUCACAUCCCUUUGUCUCGCCACCUAGGAGGCAGGAAAGCCAUCCUGUAUCACAGCUGCAUUAACACGAACUGGCUAGUUUGGUGAGUCAACAAUCCAAAGGCUGUUUUUGCAGCGUGCGGUUCCUUGUCAGAGCUGUAAGCAAUUUUCCUGUCUUCCUGCAUGGCUUGGCCAAGGUCAUCUCUCUCAAUGCCUGCCUGAGAACAAAGUAGAUAAAGAGGCAAGGAAACACCAGGUGAUUUCAGUGCAACUGUGAGCUGGGUUCAUCAGCUGUGUAUUUCUUGGCACCAAAGACUAAACCAAAUCCAUUAAGUUGAUCUUGGCCAGCUUAAUACUGUUAGCAUAUUGAAAUUCAUGAUUACGUAGAGCAGGACUGUGACUUCCAGUGGGUGAGUGAACACCUCGCCUGGAACACGGCUGCUAUGAUGUUAGGUGCUGGAUCUAAGGCAACCAUUAAUAAUAGGAAAGGCAAAUGAGUUGGUCAUAGUCUGGUAGGAUGUGUGACAGCUGCUUCUCAAGAGACAUUAUUGCUUUUGGUCAUGAGAAAGUGUUGAUCCUCCUCAGCAAAGCUCGGUCACCAUGAAAGCUGCUGGCAGUCUCUGCACAUAUGACCAACAGUGGAAAAUCUUAGAGGAGUGAUGGGGGCGGUGGAUGAUGAGCAGUACCUUUCCAGACACCACAGAGAGAGAGGUCGGUUUUGUCAAGCCUUGGCUUGGUUCCUGGUCCUCUGAGAGGCUCAGUCUCCAUCCCUUUGAUUCAAGUCAGGACCUAGAUUAGAAAGAGAACCCAAGCGGAGACAGUCCAGCUGUUGGGAUGGGCCUGCACUUUGCUCUCUGAACCAUUACUCUGUUCUCAUCCACAUUGUACAGACAGCCCAUCAUGCUCAGCCUUGCAGGAGGGUCUUCAGGAGCCCAGCCAUCCGGCACAUACUGCUUUUCCCCAGGGAGUAACAGAAAGGUCAGAUUCGCUUCAAUCCUAACCCUCUCACUUCAACUCUCCAUUACUUCUGGGGAAUAAUGAUGUAUAUCCAAGACCCUCAUAUCAUAUUAACCCACAAACUAUGAAAUCAUCAGUCUUGUUCUAUGCUACAGGGAAUCCAACUUUUUGCUCUAGAAAGAAUCCAAGAGGCACUCAACCCCAACAUUUUCUAUACUUUUACUAAUCCAUGGCUGAGAGAAUUUGACGUUUUCCCUUCUCUCUCUCUCUUUUUUUUUUUUUUUUUCUUUUUUUUUGAGAUGGAGUCUCACUGUGUUGCCCAGGCUGGAGUGCGGUGGCAUGAUCUUGGCACCACAACCUCUGCCUCCCCGGUUCAAGCAAUUCUCCUGUCUCAGCCUCCCGAGUAGCUGGGGCUACAGGCACAUGCCACCACGCCUGGCUUAUUUUUGUAUGUUUUUUUAGUAGAGAUAGGGUUUCACCGUAUUGGUCAGGCUGGUCUCAAACUCCUGACCUCAGGUGAUCCACACGCCUUGGCUUCCCAAAGUGCUGGGAUUACAGGCGUAAGUCACUGCGCCCAGCCUCUCCUUCUCAUUUCUGUCUGCUGACUCCUCUUCCUGUUCUGCUGCUCACACCCCCAGGUUGGUGUUUUCACUCUUGGUGUUCUGCCUUAUCCCUUGCCACCUUCCUGUGCCACCUGGGUCCCUCAGAAGGAUGGGCCUGGACUUCCCACACCCUGCUUGGCUGCUCCUCACUGUGUUGCCUGGUGUCUGCCAGGAGAGAUGCUGUUUGAGCCAUUGGCUGAUUUCUCUUACUGCUUUGCAAACUAUCAGUUUUAAAUGUGGGUGGGGCCGAAGCACCAUUCUCCAUUUUUAAUGUGGAUUUUCCAUCCCCCUUUAAACAUUGAACUUUUAGAUUCUUCUAGUGAAAUACAGAAAACACACCUGAACUGGGAUGAUUCUUGCCUAAGAGAUGUCCCACUGUGUUUGGCAAACCCACGGAGGGUCCCACGGGCCCAUGUCUGAAACUGCCUGGCCCUCCUUUACCAGUUGAUCAGAAUUCCACUUCUGCUGAGGUUAGAAAGAACCAGAGGCUCUGAUACAAUAAAAAUGAACUCUGAAGAGGGGCUCUCUCCCUCUUGUAUUCAGAAGAACUGAAAGUUUUAAUAAGUCUCUAGAGAAGCAUGACAACUCUCUGUAGCAUUUUUCUUUGGGAAUUAACCUUUGCCCAUAAUUAUUUAUAUUCAGUAGAAUAACCAUGGGUUUCUCUAUUCCAGUUUCUAGAAUAUAAUUUUCAUAAAUGAGGAUGGUCUCCUAUUUUGAGCUUAAUAUUUUUCUGUUGCUAGAAAGAAUGAUACUGCCUCACUCCAAUUCCCUAGUUUGUGAUCAUGGCUUGAAAUCUCUGCUUUCGGUUACAUUCCUCUGAAUAUAGUCAUGUAUAAUGGCUUCAGGCAUGAUUUAGAAGGCACAGACUGAGCAGGCCGCUUUAUGAGGUGGUGAACUCCCCAUUCCUGAGAGCAUUCAAUCAAUCAAGAUGAAUAGUUACUUGUAACAGAUGCUGUAGUUCUGGUUCUUGAAUUACCAGGAGUUGGAAUAAAAUGAUCUCAGAGACUCUGUCCAUUCUAAGAUACCAUGUUUCCAUGACCCUACACAGAAUAGCUACACAGGUGGAGGAACAUGAGUCAGAGAAGCUUUGCACAAAAGAAGAUUGUUUUCCACAAAUGAAAAUGGGGUGAUUAACUUCUAGUUGCACCCUGUCUUAGUUUUCAGAUGCAUUGGUUCCUUCCCCAUGUGACUAUCUCUUUAUACCAAGCUUAUGCUGAAUGUGGAUUAUUUUUAAUGUAAUGUUCACAUUGUAAAAGCAAUGAAACAGCAAACAAAGUAGAGUAAAAUAUCAAAAAUCUAAUGACUUUAUCAUAAAAAUUAUCAGCUUGAUACAGUCCUGUUCACUUUAAUAUAAACAUUUGUGGUUAAUUAUAGUGUUAUAUCUUUUUAUUUGAAACAUUCAAGUGUUUUUUUUUCAUGUUGCCACACAGUCUUUGGGAUGAUAUUUUCAAAAUAAUAAUCGACCAGAUGGUCCUAUCUAGUGAAUAUGCAUGUAGCUGUCUUUGUCAAACAUUUAUGGGAUGUCCAUUUUUCCAAAGCUUAAAUUAUAAAUCAUACUGCAGCAAAUAUCUUCUUGCCCAAUAUUCCAAAUUAUUUCUUAAGAUUAGAGACAUUAAGUGCAAGUACCAGGUCAAAAACUAGUAGCAUUUUAACAGAUUCUGUUAGGGCUACAUUGCAUUCAAUAGACUGUGGCUGUACUAAUAUAUAGUUUCACACCAAAUUCACCUCACCUUGACCAGCAAAGGAUAUUUUCAUUUUAAAAUUGCUUGGUAACUUUUUUGGUUUAUGUUUCUCUUUGAACAAACAAGAUUGUAUUUUUUAAAGUGGUUCAUCAUUUGAAAAGCAUCUGUGGUGUUCUUUGCCCUUUUACCUUGUGAGAUGUUAACGUUUUCUUUGUCCAGUUGUGUGAAAUAUAUGUGUGAAUUUCUGUUUCCAAAUAAAAUAAAGACAUUAACCUUCUAUUUUGCUGACAA
Messenger RNA from Piliocolobus tephrosceles (Ugandan red Colobus), 7470 nucleotides. RefSeq names its product DEAD-box helicase 25 (gene DDX25). Bases 383 to 1492 code for a protein of 369 amino acids. The record is from RefSeq and is a predicted model, not a curated record. Lineage: Eukaryota; Metazoa; Chordata; Mammalia; Primates; Cercopithecidae. Gene Ontology annotation, molecular function: ATP binding; RNA helicase activity; nucleic acid binding. The transcript has 12 exons.